Molecule: messenger RNA, 468 nt
Organism: Brassica napus (rape)
Lineage: Eukaryota; Viridiplantae; Streptophyta; Magnoliopsida; Brassicales; Brassicaceae
Product: secreted RxLR effector protein 161-like
Exons: 2
Coding region: 1-468 (155 amino acids)
Source: RefSeq, a predicted model, not a curated record
AUGAAACACUGUCUCAGAUAUCUUCAAGGAACAACGUCACUUGGUCUUAUCUUUGAACGAUCAACACCUGGAAUCCCAAAGCUCAUUGGAUACAGUGACAGUAGCCAAAACGUAGACAUGGACGAUGGAAGAAGUACCGGAGGUCACAUCUUCUAUCUUGGGAGAAGCUUGAUCACGUGGAGCUCAAGCAAACAAGAUACAGUUGCUCUGUCUUCGUGUGAAGCAGAGUUUAUGGCCGGGACAGAGGCAGCAAAGCAUGCCAUAUGGUUACAAGAGCUAUUGAGUGAAGUUACAGAGCAGCCUGUCGAGAAAGUGUUGAUCCGAAUAGACAAUCAGUCUGCGAUUGCUCUCACCAAGAAUCCGGAGUGCAUUGAGAAGGGACAAGUCGACGUGGAACAUGUCUCAGGAAAAAUGCAAAAAGCUGAUAUCCUAACUAAAGCACUUGAAGGAUCAAGUUUAGAGAAAUGA